Molecule: messenger RNA, 5808 nt
Organism: Scaptodrosophila lebanonensis
Lineage: Eukaryota; Metazoa; Arthropoda; Insecta; Diptera; Drosophilidae
Gene: pigs
Product: GAS2-like protein pickled eggs
Exons: 11
Coding region: 454-3471 (1005 amino acids)
Biological process (GO): microtubule bundle formation; protein localization to microtubule plus-end; regulation of microtubule polymerization or depolymerization
Cellular component (GO): actin filament; stress fiber; cytoplasm
Molecular function (GO): actin filament binding; cytoskeletal adaptor activity; microtubule binding
Source: RefSeq, a predicted model, not a curated record
UUUUUGUUUUUUUUUUUGGGUGUUAGUGUAGGUGUGUGUGUCGCGUGUAGUUCAUAAAAAAAUUUAGCACAUUUACCGUUAUAAUAACGUGCUUCCUUACCGUUGUGCUGUUCGCAGCCAACGCCGACGCCGACGUUGACGUCGCGUGCAGAAAAAAUUUGGCUGAGCGGGGCGAGCAAAAGCCUAACGGCAACAUCAAAAGAUCGGUAAUUGGAUGAAAUUGUAAGCAGUCUACCUUCUCCAAAGAAGUUUUCUAUUGCUGGCUCAUAACAGUUAUUUCUAGUUAAAUAGCGUCCGACAAAAAGCAAUGCAGAGUGCUGUGCUGAGACCCCAUAGAGACGUUUAGUUCCGAAAUAUAUUGUUGUUGUAGUAUUUAGGAGUCUGAAAUUAACUAAUAACGAAACUGCAAAACGAAUUAACGUUUACCAACACUGCGACACACGAGACGGCGCAAUGGCCAUCAUUGAGGCGCGGCCCUACAGGCCCUUUAAGUCCAGCGAGGAGUAUUUGGAGGCCAUGAAGGAGGAUUUGGCCGAAUGGAUGAACACAUUAUAUCCCGGAUUGGGAAUCAAUGCGGAUAACUUCAUGGAUCGCCUGGACACGGGCGUUGCACUGUGCAAGCACGCAAAUUAUGUGCGGCAAGCAGCGGAGGACUAUUUGGCCCGCCGUCAGGCGCGCAACAAAUCAAUGACACGUUCAAUGACUUCCGGCUUGGCGGGUCCAAUACUUGCUAUGGGGAACGUCCAUUACUUGCCGGCGGCCAAAAGCGGCACCUUCUUUGCACGCGACAACGUCUCCAACUUCAUAACCUGGUGCAGAAAGAGCCUUAAAAUAAUCGAGUGCCUAUUAUUUGAAACCGACGACCUCAUCAUGCGCAAAAACGAGAAGCAUGUUAUACUCUGCCUUCUGGAGGUGGCCAGACGAGGUGCCAAGUUCGGCAUGCUUGCGCCAAUGCUCGUGCAAAUGGAGCGACAAAUCGAUCGCGAAAUCGCGGCCGAUAACAAAGCAAACGGAGGCAACGCUGGCACCCAAACGACCACCUUCGUGGCCACAGAGUGCAGCACACAAACGGAUGCGAUCGGCGUGACUGAUGCGAACGAGGGCGAUUCGAACGAACUCUACGACACAGACUCGGACAACGAGGACACAAGCGACGAGGGGCCGAUGCUAAUGUACGGACCCCAACCCCAGAUCAUAACAAACGAUCUGAAGAGCCUCGACGAAAUGGUCAGGGAUUUGGUUGAGAAGUGCACCUGUCCCUCUCAGUUCCCAAUGGUUCGGGUUUCGGAGGGCAAAUACCGCAUUGGAGACACAAAAGUGUUGAUAUUUGUGCGCAUAUUACGCUCCCAUGUGAUGGUGCGCGUCGGCGGGGGUUGGGACACGCUCGCCCACUACUUGGACAAGCACGAUCCGUGCCGCUGCCGAGCCCAGCAUCGUACAUCUGUGGCCGCCCGCCUCAUACCGCGCUCCACAAACCCAACUGGCAAUGGUAUCGAGCUACACAAGGCGCAGGUGAUAUUCGAGCGAUCACCGCCCACAGCACGUCGUAUCAUAUCGAAUUUCAACAGUCCGGCAUCCCCUAACGGAACAACAACAAUAGCAGGAAAUACGAGUUCUCCAAACACGACCAACAACAGCCUGUCGCCGAGCUUGGCGAGCGCUGCCGGCCCCGCUAAGUAUCGGAGUCGUAGUCCCACACCACAACGCAAGUUUAGGAAUUACAUCAAUGGAUUUGGACUUGCCAUUGAAUCGACCACUGAGCGGCCACAGGAGAUACCGCCAUCAACCAAUUUAAACUCCAGCUCCAAUUCGAACAGAAGCCAAUUGUUGGUCACACCCAGCUUUCCUAGACGCUCCAUGUCGCCGAGUCCCCGACGUCUGAUAGAUAUGCGCAAAAAGCAGAACUCCCUCGAGUCCUACAACAACACCCCUACACCCCUUGUCAGCGACUUCCCCGCUCAGCUGGACGAAGGCGCCGCUGGCUCGACUCCAUCAGCCAGCGUGGCAGUCUCGGCGAGCACCACAAAUGGCACCACAACUAGCACCACUGGUGGCAACGGAGGGGAGCAGACCAACAAGUUCGAGAACAUUAGCGACAAUGGGAGCGAGAUCAGCGACGAGGGUUAUCGCAGCCUCGGAGUCAUUCAGUCCAAUGCACAGAAACGCGAGUCCCUGCACAGUCAGGCUUCCAUGGAAGAUGCUGAAAGCAAUGCGCGUCUCGAUCAAACAUCCAGCGACUCGCAGAUCUCGCCCACGGACGAUGCAGCCACCAAGGUGGUGGAAAUAGUUGAUGCCGAGUUCACAACCAAUGAUCCCUCUGAUGGCCCUCUGUCGCUGCCCACUAUGUUGCCGCUGCCCAAGGAGUUGGAGGAGGAGGUAGAGGAAGAGCUGCAGGUAGAGGUAGAGGAAGGGAACUGCGACAAUAGCUCCAAAUUUGAGCAGUCGGGCGUCUUCAUUACGGACGAUGAGAUCACUGUGGAUAUUGCAGGGAGCACUGGACUGCGCCGCACUGGACUGCGCCGCGGGGUCUUAUACCCCAGGAUUCUGAACAUUCGUGCUGUUGUAGAGGAUGUCAUUGAUGGUGGCAAGCCUGAAGCAGCAACAGCAGCAGCUCAAAGUGGCAGCAAAAUUCCGCGUUCCCCGCUGCCGCCGCGUCGUCGCAGCAGCAUUGACAACAGCACCUGCGGUGGUGCCGGUGGCAGUCUACAGGAUCUGACGUCACGCACCGGUCUGCCGUCAUCGUCUCUGAAUCGCAAGAAGCCCGUCUAUCGUUCGGUGCGCAAACCACCGUCCGCUGAGCGUUCGGGACGUGCAACGCCAACACCAACGCCGCCGCCACGAACCAAAGCCUCGUAUCUGCCGACAGUGCGGGAUGUGACCAACACAUGGAGCGGUCGGAGCGCUGUGGCGGCAACGGCCAGCAAGAAGCGUCCAACGAUCAAUGCGGACACCUUCGCCUCUCCAUCGCCCUUCGAGCGGAAUGUGAAGACACGCUCCUCGCAGAUUCUCUACGACAGCAAUGGAAGACGGGUGCGUGGCUGCACCAGCUCGCUGACCACUUCACCGGUGAAGAAUCACGCCUCCUCCCCACUGAUCCAGCAGCUACGCGAGGCGGCCAACAGUACCAAGAACGAAGCGGAGAUACUCGAGAAGAUGAAGACCCUGUUGUCGCGCUAUGCGGCCAGCAAUCAGGCGAAAGGCGCCAAAUCCCAAAACGGUUCCAAUUCUGGAUCGGGCAAGAAGACACCCGUUUACGAGGACUUUACCACAGCGUGGGUGCACUGUAAUGGUAAUCUGGAGCGCUCCAAUAGCUGCUCGCCGCCAGCCAAAACGCGCUCCAAGCGCAGCUCAGCGGCCUCCUCCUGUGAGAGCAACAAUUCCCGGGAUAUGACUGUGGUGGUGUCCCCCAGACGCGAACGUGGUGCCUCCAAAAUUCCGGCGCCGGUUCGCCAUCAUACCGAGCUUUAUUAACAGCGUCUACGGGCGCUGAGCGUCCACCGGAGACCGCGUUAGAGCGCCAAAGUUUCGAAUAUGUUAACGAUCAGGUGAGGGUGGACGGGUGGACGAGGAGUCUGUAGGAGUCUGGGGUGUUUAGGUUAGCCACUAUGUUAAGAGUGUUAAAGCCAAGCUGGAAUUGUCGUCGUCGUCGCUCGCUCGGUCUCUCCAAAUGAUCUAGAAGGAAAGAAAUGAAUAGGUUAGGUUGACUCGAUCCGUACCGAUCGAACCGUUCCAUACAUACAAGUAUAUAUGUAUAUCACUUUGUAAUCGCACGAUCAUUAAAUAAUAGUAUUAUAAUCAGAAUCAGAACUGCCUCAUAGAAAACAUAGAAUGCACGCACAGAUAUCUUCCGAAAAUCAUGCAAAUCGAAGGUCCAAGUCCGGCUCUCGGAACAGAUUUUAUUGACCAAAAUAUAUACACACAUAUAUAUAUUAUAUAUAUACACGUAUAAUCCUCUCUCUCAAUACUCUCUUUACUCUCCAUAUAAAGCGUACUAUUUAUACAAAUUAAGCUAACACUCUCUCUUUCUAUAUAGCUGGGCAGUCGGACUUAUUGUGAUUCGAUUUGUUUAUGUUAUUGGUGGAUCCAUCUGUGCUUCAUAAUGUUACCGAAUUACAAUCCGAAAAUUGAGACUUGCAGCAAAAAAGUUUUAAUCCAUUUUUUUUUUUACCAAAAUUAUCAAAUAAGCCGUAUAUACAUAUAUAUACAAAGACUUUCGAUCUAAACAUUAUAUACAUACAUAUAUUAUAAUACAUACAUAUACAAGUAUGUAUUUAAAAGAGCAUUAGAAUGUGUCGUCGUGAUAUGAAAAUCAAUUCACUGUUUCUUUCUUUUCUCAAGAGAGUUGCCUAAAAGUUUUAGAUGCGCGCAUAGUUUUCUAGAAGUUUUUCAAAGCAACAGCAAUCGAUCGACUCGACUGUGUUGGAACGUAUGUAUAACGAUGUAUAUUUUUUACGAAUACCGAUACUACUACCGUAGAAGCUUGUAAAUAGAGUGGAUGGAUAAAAGGAACAUAAUAUAUAAUGUAUAGGAAAUGUGUAACAAAGAGAAAGAGAGAGAGAGGGAGAGAAGGCGAUCGCUUGAUGGUGAAGUGGGAAACGAAAUAUGAAAUAUGACUGUUGUUAUCGAAAAUUAUGAUUACUCUAUUAUUUUUUUAUUUGCUGGGACGUAGUUUUAUAGAGCAACCAUUUAUUUUUGUACGAUCCGAUAACUAAUGGGAAGAUUUUAACAAAAAUCGAUUGCAGUUAUCGAUAGUAGUUAGUAAAUGGGGCAAGAGAGUGGGGGAAAAGGGCGAAUAGCGACACAAACUAGGUGCUUUCCGAGCUAUAAAAUAAUAAUAACAAUAAUAACACUAACAAUAAAUAAUUAAAUCCGUUUUAAAAAUGCCCUUUGAUAUCGCCAUUUUCACACAUACAGUUUCGUAAGUUAUAGCCCCAUAUAUACGUAUAUAUGCUAAGCUAAUAAGCCCCUAUAACCACCCCUCUAUACACAACAAUACAAUUAUUGUAACACUAACAGUAACACCAACUAACGAUAUAUAUAAUCAUAUAUUAUAACUAUAACUUCAAAACGAGAGUCACAAAACGCAUUUUGCAAACGAAUUUUUAUUCUUUUUAUAUUCUUUCUUCAGAUAUGAUUUGUAAUUUCUAGAAGGCCAUUAAUAUUUCUCAAAAUUACCAUGUAGGCAAUGAAUUUUGAUUUCUACACACAACUGGAGGCCAGAGAUUUAGUUUUAAAUGUUAUAUCCCCUUAAAUACAAAUACAUAAAGAUAGUACAUACAUACAUACAUAUAUGCUUCUUGUCUCUUCGAUAAACAGUUUUAAGUCGCCAAGUCUUUCAGCUUUUACUGCAAACCAAAUGAAACGAAAGUAAAAGUAAAGUAAAAAUAAAAAUAAAAAUAAUAUCGACAACAAAUCAAGCAAUUAAAGCAUAAUAAAUCAUAAGAAUCAAACACAAAUGAUUUGUUUAUAAAACUAUUAAGUAAGCCACUAAGCAAAAUGACAAUUUAAUUGUUUACACACACGCUUCUGCACUCGAUGCAUCAGAUUUUGCAUCAGAAAAUGUUUCUUUUUUAUUCUUGGUGUUGAUUUUUGAACUAUAUUUUCGGCAGAAUUGAUAAUAAAAUAAAACAACACAUAUACAGACAUACAUACAUACAUGUAUCGAAAACAUAUAAAAGGUAUUUUAAAUACAAUUAACCGUUAUUAUGAAAUUAUUUCAAGCAAACUAACUAUUAAAAAUGGAAUAGAGUACGAGACAUGUAUCUGUAAAAAAAAGGAAUGAAUAAAUAAAGCGAUUACUGAUUUUAA